Strigops habroptila (Kakapo) is the source of this 5285-nucleotide messenger RNA. RefSeq names its product Krueppel-like factor 5. Bases 207 to 1547 code for a protein of 446 amino acids. The record is from RefSeq and is a predicted model, not a curated record. The transcript has 5 exons. Lineage: Eukaryota; Metazoa; Chordata; Aves; Psittaciformes; Psittacidae. Gene Ontology annotation, biological process: regulation of transcription by RNA polymerase II. Gene Ontology annotation, molecular function: DNA-binding transcription factor activity, RNA polymerase II-specific; RNA polymerase II cis-regulatory region sequence-specific DNA binding.
CUCCUCCGGCUUCCCCACCGCUUCCAGGUUGGCGUUCCUCCUCCCGCGGCAGGUAAAGCCUUCCCGCGACCCGGCUCCUCCGGGAUCGGCCCCUCGCUCCCGCUGCCUCGUCCCUUUUCCCCUCCCCUUCCUUUCAUCUUUCCCCCCUUUCUUUACCACAACGCCUGGACCGGACCGGUUUUCCCGGGGGCAGCGGGGCGGGAGGAAUGAGCAGCGGGCUGGUGCUGCGCACCCCGCUCCCCGAGGACGCCUCCGUCUUCACCGCGCUGAAGCCCGUCACCAUGUCCGGGGAACCUGGGGAAGACGCUCCCGUCUUUGAGGACAUCAAACCCCCUUCCCGGCCCCUGGAAAACCCGCCCGAUCUGGCGCAGCUGCACCCCCUGCGGAUGGAACAGCGGAUGCUGCCGCUCAUUCUCGAGGCACGGUCCGAAAUGGACAAGUAUCUUUCAAACGAGGUGUCCCCCAUCUCCAUGCUCCCAGACAAGAAGUACCGCCGGGAGAGCGCCUCGGUGGUGGACGAGUUCUUCUCCACAGAGAAGCCCUCUUCCACACCGUACAGCGUGAACAUCAACGUCAUCCUGCCUGACACAACGCACUUGCGCACAGGACUGUACCGGGCACCCAAACCCAUGGCUCCAUUCCCACAGAUCAAAACCGAGCCCGGCACCGGCUUCACCCAGCCCUGCUCCUCUGCCUCCACGCAGACCCUGCCCGACUUCACCAGCGUCUUCAGCAUGCCCCAGUCGGUGGCGGUGAACAACAUCUUCAUCAAGCAGGAGCUGCCCUCUGAGAUCCCCUUGCCCACCAACCCGCAGCAACCCCAGCUUUACCAGAUGCCUCUUGGCAAUGGAAAUGCUGACAUUACCUCUCUGACAUCCUCCUCCAACACCACCACAGCCAUCAACAGCCUCAGCGGUGUCACCAUGUCCACAGGUAGUGCCAUGUCCAGCAUGGUCCACAGACCUGUCCAGCCGGUGAAGCAGUACCCACACGUCUCCCAGGGGCAGGGGAACUUCAACAUCUCAGGGCAGUUCUACCCUGCUCCAGGGGUGAACCUGCCUCCGUCACCCCCCAACUCACAGCCUGGCAGCCCAGAAAACCAGUCCGAGCUCAUCAACACCAUCUCUCCCCCUCCAUCCUAUGAAGCCACUUUUGGACUGAAGUUGGUCCAGUCAUCACAAGUCCCCCCGGUCCCCAAUGGCCUUGGGACCCUCUCCCAAGGGCACAUUGUCAUGCAGCCCCCCAAAUACAACAGACGCAACAACCCUGAGCUGGAGAAAAGGAGAAUCCAUCACUGCGAUUACCCAGGUUGCUCAAAGGUUUAUACCAAGAGCUCGCACCUGAAGGCCCAUCAGAGGACUCACACAGGUGAGAAGCCCUAUAAAUGCACUUGGGAAGGCUGUGACUGGCGCUUCGCCCGCUCCGACGAGCUGACCCGGCACUAUCGGAAGCACACGGGUGCCAAGCCCUUCAAGUGCCUCGCCUGUGGCCGCUGCUUCUCCCGCUCCGACCAUCUGGCUCUGCACAUGAAGCGGCACCAGAACUAGGACCCGUCUCCAUUCAUCUCUCCAAGAGCAGCUGAAACUCUUUAUUCUUUCCCAAGAGGACCUCUCCUCUUCUCGUACAUAGGAACAAACCCAUGCUGUGAUCAACCGGCGGGGCAGGGGUGGGGGAUGCCCCCUCUAUAGCCCUGUCCACAACUGCUUCUGGUUUUAAAAGAAAUCUUCUGUUUAAAGAGCUAUAAUUAAAGACUUGAUCUCAUGACGAUGCUCCUGGUGGCACUGGGGUGAUGGACCUUGGAUUCCAAAGGGCUUUCUUCCAGCAAACCUGCUAUUUAUUUGUCACUCAGGAGCGAGUGUCCUUCACGUCUCGAGCCCUUCGGGAUGUUUUUUUACCCCUUUCAGGGCUGUGCCUUUGCUGAGCCUGAGGAGGGUUGUGAUGGUUUGGUAGCCUGUGGCAGGUCUCACUCCAAACGGGUUGGUGUAAUCCUAUUGGACUGCCCCAUGGAUGUGGCACCACAGACAUGCAAGAACAGGAGCACAUCCCCAAGGCUGUUGACCACUCCAGUCUCUGGCGGGGGCAUAGAAGAAAGGGGCUAUGACAUACUCACCUGACGUGCCUUCAAGCAAGAGACAGCACAAAACCAGAUGACAAAAGCCAUCAUCUGCGCCCUGUUGAGCCCACCUGAGGUUUCCUGGCAGCCAGCUCGCUCGGGGCUGUAAGUAUCUGCCCUGCUUGGCCAGGUUCUUUGGUUGUGUCCUUAGCAUUUCUGCUUCCAAGAUGAGUUUUGACUUUGGGUGUUUCUGGGAGGACCAGCAUGGGUCUUGAAGCCACCCAGAGGACUGCAAAAAGCCAUCGAUAAAGCUCUGUUUUCCCUGAAUACACUGUGCCUUUCUCCAAAAGCACUGGGCAACUGCUCACGCCUUGACCAUGCACACAAGUCAUUGCCAACCACACUAGUCCUGCUGUUGCCAUUUCAUCCCCUCCAGGCAGAAAAGAAGAGGAAAAAAGGGGUUUUGAAACAAAUUCCAAUAAAUUCUGCUGUUGAGAUUACAAUCACGUUACCUACCUCACAGGUUCACACCUCAGGCUCCAUAAGGCACCACCCCUCUUCCAUGGGGUGCUGUGAUGCAUGGGGUGCAUCAGCCAUUCUUCACAGUCUACCAGGGGUUAAACUGAGGCAGAACAAGAACCAGGCCAGGCCAGUUUAAACAGCAGCCAUGCAGGUCAUAAAUAAAUCAGGAACAAAUAAUGGGCCCAGUGUGUUCAACAGAAUAUUGAUUUCCCCCUCACCACCCUCCUCUUUUAUUCUUCCUCCAGUAAGUUGAAGUGACGUGCAGACCCAUGGGUGUCUGCAGCAGGACAUAAAGGCCAUGCCGUGGCACCUUCAGGUGGUAGAAACCUGAAGGCCGCUCCUCUCUGCUAUUGCCAGAUUGCACCUUGGCCAAAACCAGCCCCUGGGCUCCUGGUUGUGCUUUGCCUCAGAUAAAUGAAACUGAACACACCUGCAUGUGGUUGGUCUGUGUGACCAGAGAGGGCAGGAAGGAUUUGGGGAUGCGUGGUGUGGUGGAGGCUUUGGGGUGGAUGAUGGGCUCAGGGCUGGUGCUGCAGGGCUGCUGUGAGCCCUUUGCAUGGCAAGAAUCCUCCUCUUUUCUCCGUGCCACCAGGGAGGAUAGGAAUGGAGGGGUGAAGUCAGGACAUUGACUUGACUUCUGGGUGACUUGAGGUACAUGGGAAGGGCUUUCAAAACCUCAGCACUAGGGCCUUUGCCUGGCUGGAGGGUUCGAUGACAGCAGCCUCUUGACACGGUGUUCAAGUGAGGAUUGGGGAGUCUGGCUCAUAAAUCAGCUCUUGCUGACUACAUCUACGUCCUCAUGUCCUUUUUCCAACUCUGCCAUUGCUUGUUCUCACAGCUUGCGGGGGAUUGGCAGGUGCUGGAGCAAAUGGGCUCAUUUGCCCUCUACCUUGGCUGUAGGAUCUGUCUCCUUUUCAGGGCAUACCUUGCCAAUGGCGCUAGUGUGACCUGGGCUCCUUCUUUCUCCCACCUCACCUUGGAGGUUGGGUUGAGCCAUAUGAGCGAAUAGGGCGUGCAGUGCCACCUCCUGUCCCCAAAAUAGGAGAGUAGGAGUGAUGCAUGGCCUGAAGCCUCCAGGCAGGGGCACUUUUACCUCUUGCUUCUGCUUAGAGAUGGGUCUGGAGAGCCUCAGGGAGGUCUCUGUUUGUGGACAAACAGUGGUGGUGCAGGUGUAGGGACAUGUGUGUCUACCAGCACCGGCAGGUUGAGCUCAUGCCAAGGGCAUUCCAGGGUGGCCUCAGCCAGUCCCUGCUGGUGUCUCCAGGAAGCUCCGUGGAGCUGGUGAGGACCCAACGGGGCCAUGAUGGGACCUGCUGGGCUCCACUCUGCUCCAUUGGCACCCAUUCAGCUCCUCCAUGGAGCCCUGGCAUGACGAGCCUGCAGCAUCACCAUCCCCACAUCCCUCCAUCAGCUCCCAUGGCUCUAACAGCAGCCUCCAUGCAGGAAGAUGAUUUUUGGGGUGCAUCUCUUCUGGUUGAACCUCCUAAAUGCAUGAGCCAAACUACAGGGCGUAGGGGCGACCCCGUCACCACGUGUGCCAUCAGGUUGGGCAUGGGGUUAACCCUCACCCAUGGCCUUCUCCAAGGAGUCUCAUUGCCCCCCUCUUCUUUAUGAGAAGGAAACCUCCGCUUUCCCCCCAUUUCCAUCUCUCCUUCCUUUGCUGUGCUGAUGGAGCUCAAAAUCCAUUUGUUGAACACCAGUACAAAGUCAAAACUACCAACAGGCAGCUUUAAACCUUAGAGGAAUAUUCCUGAUGAUCUUGGGUUUUUUCAGUGCAGAAAAAUGCAUCUGCUCAUCCUCACAUAAACUCCGUGUGUGUGUGUAUAUGUGUGUAUAUAUAUAUAUUUGUUUUUCUUUGAUGUGAUGGGGACAGAGGAAGAAGUGUCUUAACACAAACCCACCACCACCAUUUACUGCUGCCCAGGCAGCACCCCUGCUCUGGAUGCAAAACACUGACAUGCAAAUGUUUUAUUAGUGCAAAGGCAACACCUUAAAACACCAGAGAGGAAACCCACAGCAAGGCUCGGGUUUUAUUUCUCUAUUUUUGGGUGUGCAGAAGAGGACACCUCCAGCCUUGCCUUUCAUUGAAGCUUUUGGUGGCUAUUCCCCAGGAGAUGGGGAGAUGGGGAGUGAUGCUGACGAGCAAAGUCCCUCUUUGCUAUGGGGGGGAUGGCUUGGAGCUGAGUGACGUAGCUGGGGUGUGUGACCCAUAGAAUCACAGCCUGGUUUGGGUUGGAAGGGACCUUAAAGCUCCUCCAGUUCCAACCCCCUGCCACGGGCAGGGACACCUUCCACUAGAGCAGGUUGCUCCAAGCCCCUGUGUCCAACCUGGACUUGAACAGUGCCAGGGAUGGGGCAGCCACAACCCCGGCUGAAUGACGGUCCCUCCAUCCCCUGGGACACUGGGGUGACAGGGACAUCGGGAGGGGUUUGCCAGCCCGUGCUUGGUGCAGAACAAACCCCUGCCUUUGUAUCAUAGUAGGGAAUAUAAAUCACUGUAAAUAGGAGAAGAGCACGUAUCGCUUCGCGGGUCUGUGCGGAUUGAAGUGAUCGAGAUGAACACAAUGUGACAAAAACCAUAAUUGGGACCUGGAAAACUUGGGUGGAAGAUUUAUUUUUCUGGUGAUGCUUUUGUUACGUUCCCCACCCCUGGAACUCCCUACAACUACUAAUCUAGCUCCUAUUUUGUAAUAAAAUUUUAUCACAUGGA